Molecule: messenger RNA, 2404 nt
Organism: Teleopsis dalmanni
Lineage: Eukaryota; Metazoa; Arthropoda; Insecta; Diptera; Diopsidae
Gene: wdb
Product: serine/threonine-protein phosphatase 2A 56 kDa regulatory subunit epsilon isoform
Exons: 8
Coding region: 477-2018 (513 amino acids)
Biological process (GO): signal transduction; protein dephosphorylation
Cellular component (GO): nucleus; cytosol; protein phosphatase type 2A complex
Molecular function (GO): protein phosphatase activator activity
Source: RefSeq, a predicted model, not a curated record
AGACUAUUAUCACACUAUUCAGUGUACAUAAUCAUUUUCUCUCCGAACACUACAACUGUUUUGAGUCGAGAAGCAAUAAUAAAGAAACUUUUCAAACUAAGAGCGUGAAGCCAAUUAAUAUAAUUACAACAUUGUGUGAAGGGGUAUCACUUACAAGAUCAUUAUCUAAACUGUUUGUAGACGUUUGUGUUAAGCUAUUUAUUAUCAAUAAGUUUUUCCAUCAAGUAAUACAGUUGUUAGAAGCGAAAGAAGUGGCUAUAAUAGAAGCAAUAGUGGCUAAAAUAGAAAUACGUUUCUUAAGGGAUAAUCAAAUACAACAACAACACGAUCAACGAUCCAUUGAAAAAAAUUGUAGCUUUAAAUAAAUAUUAAUCUAAAUUAGCUGAAAUAUUUAUCAUUACUUCCUCUACUAAGAAAUACUAAUAAUUGCUACCGCUAUUAUCAGAACAAAAAUAUUGGCCAAAACUUAUUAAACCAUGUCAUCAGGAACUUUUGUGGACCGAAUUGACCCGUUUGCCAAACGAUCAUUAAAGAAGAAAAGUAAAAAGAGUCAAGGUUCCUCCAGAUAUAGAAACUCUCAGGAUGUUGAAAUACAGCAAUUGCCGCCACUAAAAGCUGAUUGCUCAAGUUUAGAACAAGAGGAGUUAUUUAUUCGUAAAUUACGUCAGUGUUGCGUAUCAUUUGAUUUUAUGGAUCCAGUUACGGAUUUGAAAGGAAAAGAAAUCAAGCGUGCGGCACUAAAUGACCUAUCCACCUACAUUACACAUGGUCGUGGUGUACUCACAGAGCCAGUUUAUCCAGAAAUUAUACGCAUGAUUUCAUGUAAUUUGUUUCGCACACUGCCUCCAAGUGAAAAUCCUGAUUUUGAUCCUGAGGAAGAUGAUCCUACACUGGAGGCUUCUUGGCCACACCUACAAUUGGUUUAUGAAGUGUUCUUAAGAUUUCUGGAAUCGCAAGAUUUCCAGGCGACAAUUGGUAAACGUGUAAUCGACCAAAAGUUUGUGCUACAAUUGCUAGAACUUUUCGAUUCUGAAGACCCUCGAGAGCGUGACUUCUUGAAAACGGUGUUGCAUCGUAUAUAUGGAAAAUUCUUAGGAUUACGUGCUUUUAUACGAAAGCAAAUAAAUAAUAUAUUUUUACGUUUCAUUUACGAAACGGAACAUUUCAAUGGUGUUGGCGAAUUAUUAGAAAUUCUUGGCAGUAUAAUUAAUGGAUUUGCAUUGCCCUUAAAAGCAGAACACAAACAAUUCUUGGUAAAGGUUCUAUUACCAUUGCACAAAGUCAAGUGCUUAUCACUUUAUCAUGCUCAACUGGCAUAUUGCAUUGUGCAAUUUCUCGAAAAGGAUCCUUUCCUAACCGAACCAGUUGUGCGUGGCCUUUUGAAGUUCUGGCCGAAAACGUGCUCACAAAAAGAGGUUAUGUUUCUGGGUGAAAUUGAAGAAAUUUUAGAUGUAAUAGAUCCGCCGCAAUUUGUCAAAAUUCAAGAACCAUUAUUUCGGCAAAUAGCAAAAUGUGUAUCGAGUCCUCAUUUUCAGGUCGCUGAGCGAGCCCUCUACCUAUGGAACAAUGAAUACGCAAUGUCGUUGAUAGAAGAAAAUAACGCUGUAAUUAUGCCUAUAAUGUUUCCAGCGCUCUAUCGAAUAAGCAAAGAGCAUUGGAACCAAACAAUUGUAGCGUUAGUCUAUAACGUAUUAAAAACAUUUAUGGAAAUGAAUUCAAAGCUAUUCGAUGAGCUAACGGCUAGCUACAAAGCAGAACGUCAAAAAGAAAAAAAACGUGAAAGGGAUCGCGAAGAGCUGUGGAAAAAAUUACACGAAUUGGAAUUAAAUCGUUCAAAAGCUAAUCAAGGCGGUACAACAGCGUCGACUGGUGGUACAGGGCAGAGCAUAAACUCGCAUCAAUCGAAUAAUUUAAUGAAUAACAGCGCUGGCGACAAUAAUCCUGCAUUAAGUGGAGGUGUCGGUGCGCAAACUGUUGGUAGUGCGAAUGCAUAUGCCAAAGGGAAAAAUGAUAAUUAAAAAUUAAAUUAAUAUAUUAAAUAACAAAAUUAUAUAAACAAGCAAAAAGCUACACAAAAUUAGUAUAGCAACAACAGCAAACACAAUAACUAAAUUAUAAAGAAAUAUAACUAAAAAAUGCAAAAACAAAAAAAAAUACUGAUGUGUGCGUGUGUGGAAGCAUUGACUGCGUCCAAUGCAGCCUAAAACGAAAAUUAACCGACGAAGGAGCCUCGAGAAAACCUACAAAACCUACACAACUCCCUAAUGCUAUCUAGGUCUAAGAGACUAUUAAGUGGAUAAAUAAAAAUAUAAAAGAAAAAUCAGAUUCGAGGUUUAAUUUAAUGAGCGUAUAAAAUAAAUUAUUAUAUAUAUAUUAUAUUAAAAUUAUCAAAAAAUAUUAAUAU